This is a messenger RNA of Talaromyces proteolyticus, 2236 nucleotides long. RefSeq names its product cytochrome P450. Gene Ontology annotation, molecular function: heme binding; iron ion binding; oxidoreductase activity, acting on paired donors, with incorporation or reduction of molecular oxygen. The transcript has 7 exons. The annotation marks the transcript as partial. The record is from RefSeq and is a predicted model, not a curated record. Lineage: Eukaryota; Fungi; Ascomycota; Eurotiomycetes; Eurotiales; Trichocomaceae.
CAACUCUUCAUAUACCGUGUCACCAACAUUUAUCCAGGCAUCUUCUUCAGGGACGAUCAGCAAAUCAACAACUCUUCAUGUACCGUGCCACCAACAUUUAUCCAGGCAUCUUCUUCAGGCAUCUUCUCUAGAAACGAUCAGCCAAUCAACAACUCUUCUUUACGGCCAAGCCCUCCUUUCACCGUACAUCGUAUCCACGUAUACGGUACCAUUUCGUUUUGCGUAUAUAUUGAUCAGGAUUCUCCCACACUUUCAAUAUUUAAGAAGCCUCAACUAAACAUAAAAGCAGUUAUUCUCAGCUUGUUGGUUUAAAUCAACGACACCGCUCCUGUCUUGCUGUCAUUGUCGACACAGCAUAAGUUACAUGCAACAUGUCGAGUUCUUAUCAUUUCAAACUACCCAUGCUUGGGAUCGCUGUACCUUCCACUAAUCUCGCAGUCACCACUGGUUCAAUUGUUUGUCUGUUAGUGCUUGUACAGUGGGUGUUACAGUGGGUAUUAAAGCAGAAUCGUCUUCCUCAAUGGCCUGUCUAUAACAAAGCCUCGCCUUUUAACCCAUCUAAGGCGAAGAAUAAUUUUCGCCAGAGUGCUGAUGAGUUACUUCUCAACGGAUUUUCCAAGUCUCCCAAAGGGUAUUUUCUGGAUACGGACGUAGGACGCCAAAUGAUCUUGUCGCCGCAAUACGCAGAUGAACUUCGAAACGACCCUCGUCUCAGUUUUAAAGAGUUCACUAGCCGUGAUUUCUCUGGAGACCUUCCUGGAUUUGAGGUGUUUAGUUCUAAAAGUGAUGCUAACGCGAUAGGUGUGGAUGUCGUGCGAAAGAAACUAACACGCACUUUGGGACUUGUUACUGAAGAUAUAUCGGAGGAAAUGGCAGCAGUUCUCCCCGAGCAGUGGAGCGAAGAGACUGAGUGGCAUGAAGUACCGCUCAAAUCAACCCUGCUAGAGAUGGUUGCACGGCUUUCGUCUCGCGUGUUCCUCGGAUUAGAUGUUUGUCGAAACCCAGAGUGGAUUCGCAUUACCAUCGAUUAUACCGUCAAUGUCUUCAUGGCAUCCUCAGCAAUAAAGCGAUAUCCGAAAUUCCUUCAUAGAAUUGCCAAUUGGUAUCUUCCUGAAACGCGCAAGAUUCGUGCACAAGUCACUGAAGCACGCCGUAUCAUCCAACCGGUAAUUGACCGACGAGCUGCCGCUGGUUGGGUUCAUCCAGGAGGUCAAGGAUAUACAGAUGCAAUACAGUGGAUGCAUGAAAUGUCUGAAGGCAGAAAUUAUGAUCCAGCUAUCCAGCAAUUAGGUCUUUCAAUGGCAGCAAUCCAUACUACUACGGACUUAGUCAAUCAGAUUCUAUUUGACAUUUGUCCGCAACCUAAUCUAAUUCAAGCGUUGCGUGAUGAGGCUAUCGAAAUGCUUAAGAACGGGGGGUGGAAAAGAACUGGGCUUUAUAAGCUCAGACUCAUGGAUAGUGUGAUGAAAGAGAGCCAGCGUCUGAAGCCGACAGGAUUGGUGUCGAUGCGCCGCUACGUGACCGAAGACAUGACGCUGCAAGACGGUGUCUUUCUUCCGAAAGGCAGCAUGCUCGGGGUAUCAUCUCACUGGUCUUGGGGCUCUUCUUCAUUCUACGAAAACCCAGAGAAGUUCGAUGGUUAUCGCUUUCUUAGAAUGUCAGAGGAUCCCGAGACAGAGAAAACAGCGCAUUUUGUAUCAACAAGUCCACAACAUCUAGGGUUUGGUUAUGGAAAACAUGCCUGUCCAGGUCGCUUUUUUGCCGCCAAUGAGGUAAAAAUUAUGCUUAUACAUAUCCUGCUUAAAUAUGACUUCAAGUUGCCUGAAAACACUAAUCCGACAGUCUUCAGAAUGGGAUGGAUGGUGUCAUCAGAUGCACAGGCAAAACUGCUUGUUCGACGGCGCCGGGAAGAGAUAUCAGUGGACCCAGUUUGAUUUAUUAUUAUUCUUGUUAUUAUUGUGAAAAUUCAAACUUUUUUACCGACCAUAUCAAGCCCCUUAGUCAUGACAGUCACGAACGAGCUGGAUCUUUUCGUAGCCGAUUCAUGUGGAUUGCCGAUGUUUCAUGAGUAUAUAUGCCUUUAUCGAGGAACAGAUUUGUUCGUACACUACAAAAAUCCACCGUAAUAAUUAAUUUAUUUUCCUCCAUGGAUAAUUGGAGCCUGGAGUCAUGUGACCGCGUCGGAUCCGCGUGGCCGAAAAACGCCGAGAAUCACGCUCUAAUCCGACACUAGGAA